Myripristis murdjan (pinecone soldierfish) is the source of this 4529-nucleotide messenger RNA. RefSeq names its product NCK associated protein 1 like (gene nckap1l). Lineage: Eukaryota; Metazoa; Chordata; Actinopteri; Holocentriformes; Holocentridae. The record is from RefSeq and is a predicted model, not a curated record. The transcript has 31 exons. Gene Ontology annotation, cellular component: SCAR complex. The coding region runs from base 61 to 3432 and encodes 1123 amino acids. Gene Ontology annotation, biological process: cell morphogenesis; cortical actin cytoskeleton organization; cell projection assembly.
CUGCUUCAGUGGACCAGGAGGCCAAGGCUUGAAAGGAGGGAGAGGUGUGUGUCCACAGUCAUGGACUACCAACAGAAACUGGCUGAGAAACUCACCAUCCUCAAUGAGAGGGGCAACGGGGUGCUGAUACGCAUGAACUACAUCAAGAAGACAUGUGGAGACCCAAAGUUGCGACCCUCCAUCCUGACAGACAAAGCCAUGGAGCCGGCCGUCAAGUACAUCAACAAGAAAUUCCCCAAUGUCGACUACAGAGGAAACAGUCAACAUCUGACCAGCAUCCAGAAACAGAAAUCUCAUGUGAUGGCGGCCACAACAACAUAUUUUGAAUCCUUCUUGGAUGUCAUAGAGUUCAGGGAUCAUGUCUAUGAGUUACUGAACACCAUAGAUGCCUGCCAGUGCUUCUUCAAUAUUAGCAUCAACUUUGACUUCACCAAGAACUACUUGGACCUGAUCAUCACCUACACCUCGGUUAUCAUCAUGCUGUCUCGCAUUGAUGACAAGAAGGCGCUGGUGGGCAUGUACAACUGUUCCCAUGAGAUGACCAACGGCAGCAGUGACCCAUCCUACCCACGACUUGCCCAGAUGUUUAUAGAGUACGAGCAUCCCUGGAAGAAGCUCACUGAGGAGUUUGGCCCCCACACAAGGUCGGUGACGGCAGCACUGCUGUCGCUGAACAUGGUCUACCCACGCAGGAACCUGCCAGCGGAGCAGUGGCGCAGCGCCCAGCUCCUCAGCCUGCUCAGUGCUCCAGCUGCCAUGCUGGACCCCGCCUGUUGUGACACCAUGGCGUGUGAAUACCUGUCUAUGGAAGUGAUGGAGCGAUGGAUCAUUAUUGGCUUCCUGCUGUGCCACAGCAGUCUGAACACCCACGCGCCCUCUCAGGACCUGUGGAAGAUGGCCCUGCGGAGUGGCCUGUACCUCACCCUCACCAGAGACGAGCUUCUCAACAUACACAAGGUCACUGAGGACCUCUUUGACAGCUUCAAAGGAUAUGGCAAGCGGAUUGCGGACAUCAAAGAGUGCCGAGAGUAUGUCAUAGCCAACAGCGGAGCCAUUCACAGAGAGAGAAGGCAUUUUCUGAGAGGGGCGCUGAAGGAGUUGACAAAAGUUUUGGAGGAUGAGCCAGGACUACUGGGACCCAAGGCCCUGUUUGUCUUCAUGGCUCUGUCAUUCUCCCGUGACGAGGUUCUGUGGCUCACCAGACACUCUGAGAAUAUGCCCAAAAAUAAGAGCCCUGAAGACUUCGUUGACAACCAGAUGGCAGAGCUGCUGUUCUACAUGGAGAAACUAAGAGGUCUGAUGACAAAGUACAGCCACGUAUUGCAGCGCUAUCAUGUUCAGUACUUGGCACAGUUUGAUGCCCUCGUUCUUAACGACACCAUGCAGAACAUGUAUGUCUGUCCAGAGGAGGAGUCAGUCCUGAUGAGUUCAUUUGUCUCAACUCUGUCUGCACUCUCAAUCAAACAGGUGGAAAACAAAGAGGAAUUUGAUUUCAGGGCACUUAGACUGGACUGGUUGAGGUUACAGGCUUACACAAGUGUGAUCAAGGCCCCUCUUCCAAUAAAGGACUACACUGACAUGGCAAAAGUGAUGAACUUGAUCCAGUUUCACACCAGGAUGGUGGACAGCGUGGAAGAACUGCUGCAAGAGACCUCCGAGCUGUCCAUACUCUGUUUUUACCAUCGUGUGUUUGAGAAGAUGUUCUGCCAGAGCAGUGAGGAGCUGGCCAUGAAGCGUUACCUCAUGGCCUUUCCUGCCACCUGCGCCCACUUCAGCCACUGUGGGCACCCGCUCUGCCCAGAAGAGACCGAGGCAAUUGAGAAGAAGAGCCUGCGUGUGUGUGUGACCUUCCUUGAGCAGAUCGCCAAGCAGACCAGCAGUGUUGUCUUGGAGAUUUGUGCUGAGCAGUGCAACCUCAACGACCAGUUACUGCCCAAGAACAGCGCCGAGACCAUCAGUGCGGCUCGACACAGAAAGCUGAAGAAGCCGGUGCCAAAGAAAGGAGAAGUCCAGAAAGAGAAACCCGGGGCCGAGAGCCUGAGAAAAGACCGGAUCGUCACAACCAACUUGGACAAGAUGCAUCUGAUCCUGACUGAGCUGUGCACCUCCUACAGUCUCUGCAGUGAAUUUGUUGUCUUCGACCACAUCAUCGUUCCCACCGAAUUCCUUCUUUCUCACCUGGAGACACGCGUCAGCGAGACCAUCGUGAGAAUGGCCAAUUACAACCAGACCACCCAGGAGAUAGCACGCCCCUCAGACCUCCUGGCGAGUGUAAGGGCCUACACCACCAGCCUGCACACACUGUCAAGCUACAUCAACAUAGAUGUCACCCGGCUGGUGAAGAGCAUCCUGCUGCAGCAGACCCAGCCGCUAGACUCACAGGGAGCGCAGACCGUCACCACCCUCUACACCAACUGGUACCUGGAGAGUCUCCUGCGUCAGGCCAGCAACUCCCUCAUCGUCCACUGCCCCAUCAUGCACUGCUUUGUUAACCAGUCGACUGAGAAUGAACCGGGUUUCAGAGCAGAGGAGUACUCUGACAUAUCAGAGUUACAGGCCCUGGCUGAGCUAAUUGGUCCAUAUGGUCUGAAGUUCCUGACUGAGAACCUGAUGUGGCACAUCACCUCUCAAGUCAGUGAGCUGAAGAAACUGGUGAUUGAGAAUAUGGAUGUCCUUGUGCAGAUGAGAAACAACUUUGAUAAGCCCGAGGAGAUGGCCAAUCUUAAAAGGAGACUGUCAGGUGGAGAGAACGUGCUGAAGAGGAUGACCAUCAUCGGGGUCAUCCUGUCCUUCAGAGCAAUGGCUCAGAAGGGUGUGAAAGAUAUACUGCACAAGCACUGCCCUUACCUGAUGGGGCCCAUUGAGAGCCUGAGGGACUUCAUCCCCCAUGAAGCUGACAUCAAGGUGAGGCUGACUGUCUUUGAGUUGGCCUCUGCUGCUGGGCUGACAUGUGAUAUAGACCCGGCCCUGGUUUCAGCCAUUGCCAACAUGUACUCAGAUAACACAUCGGCCGAUGAGGAGUUCAAGCUUUCUUGUUUGCUGCUUGUCUACAUCGCAGUGUCUCUUCCUACCCUGGCCAUGGACCCCAACUCGUUCUAUAGCCGAGAGCAUGGAGGCCACAACAACAACAUCCACUGUUUAGCUAUAGCGAUAAACCAGCUGGCUGCUGCCAUGUUCACUGUUCAGAAGAAGAAACCAGAGCAGCAACUCAAAGAGUUCCUCCUGAUGGCCUCCUCCACUCUGCUUCAGCUGGGACAGAAUGUGGAAAGAGUGGAUAGCAAAAACCGAGACUCCAUCUGCCUGCUCCUGCACAUGAUUGUGGAGGAGUCUCCUUUCUUGAGCCAAGACAUGUUGGAGAGCUGCUUCCCAUAUGUUCUGCUCCGAAAUGCCUACAGAGAGGUCUUCAAGACCUUCAUUAUCACCAUGGGCUGAUGAUCAAGAUUUUUUUUUUUUUAAUAGUUGAUUUUUCUUUACUUUGUAUUUUUCUUUUUUCAACUAUUAUUUGUCUAAAGAGGGAUUCUGAUCUAUAGCAUCUAUAUUUUAUAUUUGCACCAACACCUUAUCCAGCUACACACCUUCACAGCUCACAGCUGCCCUGUACAGCUAUAGUCGCUGGCAUUUUGUUGGUGGUUGUUGGGGGAGCCUAACCUCUGUUAUCAUUAUUAUUAUAAUAAAUGAUGUUGAAAAAAAAAAUCACAUGACAGAUCUUCACUUAAAUUUUCCAAACUCUUGGCUCAUUAUGAUCUGUCAUUAUUGUCCUCUAGACCAGGGGUCUUCAACGUUUUUCAAGCCAAGGACCCCCAAACUGAUCAAGUGAUGGAGCAGGGACCCUCUCCAAUAUAUAUAGUAUAAAAUUGUGUUUUAUAUUAAACUGGGCCUAGUGACAUGUAUAAAUGUACCUUAUUAUUGUGCAUUCAGUACUAAGCUAUUCAAAUAAUACACAGGUUUAUUUAUUCACGUUUUUAUUUUAAACGUGCAAGGUAAAGUGACAGCAAAAGUUAAAGUGGAAACAACAAUAAGUGAUGGCCUAUUAGUGCCACUGCCAUGAAUAAACAUAUCUGUAACAUUGCAAUGUGUAUUUAAAGACUUUUAAAUUUGUGGGGAAAAAAUAGGGGACAUUUAAAAAAAAAAAAUAAAAAAAAAAAAAAAAUUAAAAAUUGUCUAAUCAACCAAAAAUUGCACAACCCCCCUGCAGUACCUCCGCAGACCCCCUAGGGGUCACGGACCCCAAAUUGAAGACCUCUGCUCUAGACUUUAAGCCACCGUAGUAUUACUAAUAACAGCUUGAGAAAUUCUUAUGCAACUCAGAUAUUUUACUGUAACAUCCCUUGUCUUUACUUGUAGCAGAGUUUGGUGAUUGAAUUAUGAAUAACAUCCACAACUGCCUCAACAAAAGCAGAAAAGCCGGUAUGUUUUAGAAAUUUGUAUGUAACCAUAUUUCCUCUGCCUUUUUUAAUUGAGUGCACUGUAUGGAAAGUUGGUGUAUAACAUCUAUUCAUUUACCAGGAAUAAAAAUGAUAAUAACAUGC